GUCCAUCAAUCUUCUUCUUCUUCUUCUUCUUCUCUUUCUCUCUGCUUCUCUUGCAUUUCCUGCUAGACUCCUCUUUUCUCUUUAUCAUCAACUCUCCCACAAUUUACUCUCCUCCUCCUCCCUUGUUUCACACAAACCCUUUGUCCUACUUACUACUAGUACAUACUCAACAAUCCCGAUCGACAUCACCCGAACCAAACUCUCGCGACCGGGCCUCUCCCCGCGGUGGCUGGCCCUUUUCUCGUCUGCAUCAGUCAGCCACUUCCUCCAGUUCGCGUCCGUCUUGCGCGGUGGCAAACGUUCCCUUGGUUCUCGCUGCCUGGACCUGCCAUCCCGGUUUGGGUUUUGAUUUUCGCCUGCCUUUCGUUCGGUCGUCAUUCAUUUUCUCGCCGAUCAUUUGUCUGUGAAUUUCUCUCCCGGCUGAGCUCAUCACGGUUGGUCUGCUUUCGCCGCGGAAUUCCUGCGACUCGACGUCAACACACACGACCACUAGCUUACACCUCUACCCUCAACAUCACCACCCACACCACGCUCCUAGAUUAGACCUGUUAGACAUCCACGCUGGCGACCAGACUCCGGACGAUACAGGACAGAAGUUUUCGACGCUGACCCCGGUCUUGCGAUCGCCCCAUCUUAACCACCACCAUGCCACUCUCCAACCGUCGUCGCGCGCGGCGCAAGGAAAUCCAGCUGCAGGAAACGUCGGACGCGGAGGCUCCGGAUUCAUCCCCGACGCGGCCGUCCAACAAGAAGCGCAAGAUUGAUCACCGUGCCUCUCCCCAGCCUCGACCCGUGAAGCAGGAAUCUGCCGACGAAGCCGACGACUCGUCUCCUGAUCAGGAACUGUCGGAAAAUCAGGAUUUGGUGGAUAUGGUGAUCUCGUACCUGGACGCCGCUCGAGAAGAGGUACGCGUGCUCCGGGACCACUCCAACGCGAAAACCGAAAAUAAGCAGAGCAUCCGCGCCUACGCCAAAAUUGCCGGCCGCAACUGGACCUAUUACGUCAAAACUCUCCACGUUAAUAUCGGACGCGAGCCCGACCGCGAACAGAAGUUGGAUGAACAGUCAAGCCCGGUUACAAUCGCCGCCCGCGCGCUGCCUGAAGUUAAUGUGGAUUUGGGACCAAGCAAAUUUGUGUCGCGCCUGCACGCGGAGAUCUUUUACGAUGGAGAGGAGACGGCAUCCUGGCACAUCCGCGUUAACGGUCGGAACGGCGUACGCUUGAACAGUGCGAUCCUCAAGCGCGGCACCGAUGCGAUCCUUUCUUGUGGUGAUAUCAUUGAGAUCGCCAACACCCAGAUGAUGUUCGUCACGCCCGGCGAUAAGGCCAAUAUCCAUCCGAGCUUCGUGGAACGCGCUCAGCGUCUCGCCAACGGAGAGGAGGAUGUGGCUACCUGGGAUGCCUCCCAGCAUGCUCAUCCCCAGCCUCCCUCGACGACCGCUACUGCGGAUGCGGCCCCAGCCACAACUGGCGCCCCUUCGCUGGCUCCUGCACCGCAGUUCCUCAAGCGUCAGGUGACGCCGCCCCCGCGGUCGCCCGAUACGGUGGGAGCCCGCACAGCCAAGCAGUCGCCGCUGUAUAACCGCGGUAUGAUGAUGGAGAGUACGGAGGAUAUUGAUUACAGCAAAGACGCAGCCAAGGACCUGAAGCCACCCUACAGCUACGCGACGUUGAUUGCGCAGGCAAUCUUCUCAAGCGAGGAGGAGAAACUCACGCUGAACAGUAUCUACAACUGGAUCAUGGACAAGUACGCAUUUUACCGCCACUCCCAGAGCGGUUGGCAGAAUUCCAUCCGUCAUAAUUUGUCCUUGAACAAAGCCUUCCAGAAGGUCCCCCGGCGGACUGACGAGCCCGGCAAAGGCAUGAAAUGGCAGAUUGCGCCGGAAUAUCGCGAGGAGUACUGGAAGAAACAGCUGCGAAAGGGAACGCAAUCAUCAGCUCCAUCGUCACCUGCCACGAGGGAUCCGGCCGCUCGGGGCGCCAACGGCAUGGAGGCGGUGUUUUCGGCCACGAAGAAGUCCCCGCCAGUGUCGUCUCCUGGAUUCAGUUCCUUCCCUGUCGCACCAAUUGAGGCGUAUACUCCUGAAAGGGGCUCCCGUGCCGCCCGUAAUGGUACAGGAGCCCCUCUGCGGCCUUCCAACACCCGCGACUAUGAGGAACCAUCCCCGUUACCCACGCGAUCUGCCACGAAGAACACCAGCAAUGGCACUAGUCUAAGUCGGACUUAUGGGUUGUCGGACAACAUUGCCGGAUCCCCGCCUGUGCUGUCUUCAUCAUACUACGACGACGGGCCAUCAUCGAUGAUUACGCCGGCACCGCAGCGCCAGCAGCCACGACUGCCUCCGCCUAGCACCGCACAAAUUCCAUCCAAGUUUAUGCCCAUGAGCUCUCCCGCGCAGUUCUGGAAGUUCGCAGACAUUGGCAGCACGCCAGCCCGGCCCGUGCCAGACAUGAGCCCACUGAAGGGCGACCCCGGCGACGGACUGGGAAGUAUCCCUAGCAGCAGUCCACCACCACCGAACCUGGCCAGUCCAAGCAAGCCAGGCACGGCCAACGGCAUGGCCACUGGCCGCAUGCCACCGCGCCGAGAACCGGAGACGAAGAAUGAGCGACCUGACGAGGAGGACGACGAAGAAGAGGGGAGUGGAUUUGACCUGGCGAGGGGCUUCCAAACCAUUGGUUCGUAUCAUCGACAGCUGAGCAAUGCGGCGCGGGCGAGUGCAGCGACGUCGUAAGCAGCCAUCAGCUAGCCACGAUGUCUGUAUGUAUGCAUGUCUGUAUGUUAUAAUGUAUGUACUAUGACCGGAUUAGAGCGUAUACUUUGUUUUGCUUGCUCGUUGCUUUGCUUUGAUUGCUUUGCUUUUGCUUUAUCUUUACCACAGGGGCUUGUCUGUCCCGGCAGCAGCAAUGGUGUUUGGAGGAUUUGCUAUUAGAUGAUGAGAAAUGAUUAGUUUUUACUCCUAUAUAUAACUACGUAGUGAGACAUGGCCCUUCUCACAUCACAUACUAAGAGGAUCCCACCA
Molecule: messenger RNA, 3024 nt
Organism: Aspergillus welwitschiae
Lineage: Eukaryota; Fungi; Ascomycota; Eurotiomycetes; Eurotiales; Aspergillaceae
Product: putative forkhead transcription factor Fkh1/2
Exons: 4
Coding region: 646-2736 (696 amino acids)
Biological process (GO): regulation of transcription by RNA polymerase II
Molecular function (GO): RNA polymerase II cis-regulatory region sequence-specific DNA binding; protein binding; DNA-binding transcription factor activity, RNA polymerase II-specific
Source: RefSeq, a predicted model, not a curated record